UUGACGUUUUAUGCUGUGCUUAUUUGAUCACAAUAAAAGGUAAACAACAACUGUUUACCAGUAAGCGACGCCGAAUAACCCGUGACUAUUAACUUUAUCCAGGGAUUAUUUAAACUUUCAAAUUAAGCUAUACACGUUGCUAGACCAGAAGUGCGUUGAAGAAUCUACGGGACUAUAGGGGACGAUUGUGGAAACCGAUUUGCCGGUAACAGAAUGCCAUAUGUCCUGGUAGAAACGAAUGACGCUGCCGGGAAUAAGGAGCUGCUCGCAGCACCAGCCACAUGGAUCCAACGACGCGGCAACGGAACGAGUUAUCUCCGGUGGCCGAAUGUUAGAAACUUUAACAUGCUAAACGCACUGCUUGCCGACGAUCGGAGUCAACCGAUGGCUGCCUGGGAAACGCACGAAUGCUCGAUCAAGUGUUCCAACAUUCAGUCCCUUGCGUUGGCGGGUAAAAUGAUAAAAACAUUGCAAAAACAUUGGAAUUCUUUUGGCACAUCCGCACACAAAAGGACUAUCGAGUCGAGCGAUGAUGUGACGGUGAGUCCCGUUUGUAAGAAAUCGCUCACCGAAUCCAGCGAUAGACAGCAGCAGCAGCAGCAACAGGUAGAAACAGUUUCGGAAGCUGAGCCGACAUUAACGUCUCUGGACGAUUUUGACGAACCGAAUGAACAACAGCUGAUCGGUAUGCUGGAUGAGCUCGGAAGUCUCGUCAAAAAAAGACAUGACGAGGCAAGGAAAAAAAUGCUCGACGGAUUCUAUCGUGUAGAAAAUAGCUUGAAAUCCAUAGUGAACGAGGCGGAACGGAGGGUUCAGGAAAGUGUUGCCCAACGUACGCCAUCCGCAAACGAUUUAGAGUUUUGCGUGAAUCCCCUAACCUGCACGGAAGAGAUGAAUGAUUUUGAAGAACGAUUGAAGGGCGAGGAAUAUCGGAAGCACGUGGAACGUUGGAUCGAUUGCACUAUCGGGUACGAGCUGAAUCCGGAAUAUCGCAUGCGGGUAAUACUGGAUGCAUUGUUCGAUAUGACAUUUCUCGCGAAAUUUAGCUGGACCGGAAGUGGUUUAGAUAAGAUUUCGUUCGGGAGGUACAACAACAUUGUAAAUUUGUUUAACUAUACCGGUACCACCGACACGCAUCUUGCCACACCGAGAUAUGUGGGACAAUUCUUCAAGAAAAAGUUAAAACAUCUUGCCUCCCAAAUAUCGAACAAAGAUGUAUCAAACUCGACGUCACCCAGUUCGUUCGGGAACUACGAAAACAAUUCCACGCAGCGAGCAGUAGAAAGUUUACGCGAAAUAACGGUAAAGGAUUCACCUAACGAGGUGAAGCGUUCGGACAAUCGCCCAACAGUCACACAGUUCCCGCCGGCACCUUUUAACUGCAUAGUGGAGGUGGAUGAGUUCGAAGCGCAGCUAAACGAUCCCGUCUACCUUAAACAGGUGCACAAAUGGAUAAAUGAACAGGUUGCCUACGAAGUCAACCCGGAAAUUCGUAUGAUGGAAAUUUUAUACAUGCUGUUCGACAACAACUUUUUGCCCUGCUUUACGUGGGUCGGUGCGAAGAAAGAUAGCUACGCGAUGAAGAAGUACAAAAAUGUGAUUAAACUGUUUCAGUACGUUGGCACCACGGUGGCACAUCGGGCGGAUUACGCCUGUGUGGAACAUUUUUUUACGAAGAAACUGAGAUAUGCCUGGAGAAGGGCAGACGAUUGGUCAUCCUCGCGUUGAGUUAAUAACGGUUGGGUAUGGAUAUUUUUUAAAUAAUUAUUUUAGUCAUCGUCUUUUGGCACUCCACAACCAGGAGAGGUCUUGCCCUGCCAUUUCUGGCUACGUUGACUUGAAUGUACACGUAGCUGAACAGCCGGCUGUCCUGCGUUUUCGUUGAUCGUCUAAAUGGGAUUCGAUGCCCGUUACUAUCGCGUGAAAGAUCAUCUUAACCAACUGUGGAUAGUCAGGGAUAUUGACGAUUUGAGUAGAUUUCUAAGACCAUUCCUAAUUUAAAUAAACUUUUUUCCAAAUUUUGAAACGUUUA
This is a messenger RNA of Anopheles stephensi (Asian malaria mosquito), 2032 nucleotides long. RefSeq lists its product as uncharacterized. The transcript has 2 exons. Lineage: Eukaryota; Metazoa; Arthropoda; Insecta; Diptera; Culicidae. The record is from RefSeq and is a predicted model, not a curated record. The coding region runs from base 214 to 1728 and encodes 504 amino acids.